Messenger RNA from Gossypium arboreum, 1416 nucleotides. RefSeq lists its product as uncharacterized. NCBI's taxonomy places the organism in Eukaryota, Viridiplantae, Streptophyta, Magnoliopsida, Malvales, Malvaceae. The coding region runs from base 436 to 810 and encodes 124 amino acids. The transcript is spliced from 4 exons. The record is from RefSeq and is a predicted model, not a curated record.
AAGAAAUCUCAAGACGGAAGCAUGAAGUAUGUCUUUAUUGGUGGGACCCUUCUUCGCAGUUGUCCUAAGAACCCACCCAACAUCACGUAUUUUGCGGUUCAAGAAGAAGAGAUAUCAAAGAGAUGUAAUUUCGAUUUUAUUGCUGAGUGUGGUUCAUUUAUUUUGCUUUUGGGGGAUCUCAAAUCAAGUGGCUUUUUGCAUUUUUAUCAAGAUCAAGAUAGAGAGAGCCAUUGGAGGUUGAGGAAGUGAAGUUUACGUUUCAUUGAGAUCUGCAGCAUUUUCGUUUUGGGUUGCUGGGUUUUUACUUUUCUGAUUCUGGCUUCUUCCCAGAAUUCUGAUUGGACAACAAAGUUUUGGUUUCAUUCUCAUUCAGCUUCAUUUUCUCCUCCAAGUGCUUAAGAGGGAGCUGAAUACUGUUUAUUUACAGAGGUAAAUAUGGAAAAGAAAAAUGCAAUCUCUCGAUACAGAGAGAGGCUGGACAAGACAUUGUCUUGUACUGAACUGACUGAUCCCGAAAUGCUUAAAACCCUAGUCAAGAAUCAGAUUUAUUUUAGUGAAGAUUUACUGGGCAAUAGGGCUCGGGCUUGGGAAGUAUCGAAUCUUCUAGACAUGUUAAGGAGUACUUGUAUUGAUGAUCGUAACGUUUCAAAAUCCAGUGAAACAUCACAUGGUGAAUGGAAAUUGAAGCACGAUAAUGAAGAGUUCCGUGUUAUGUACCGUGAAGGACCUCAUGGCACUGCGUUUCAUACAUUACUUGUUGAAGGCUAUGUCGAUGGGUUUUCUUGUCAACUAAAUCACAAUUGCAAAUGAUCGGCAUUGUCUUUGGGUUUACCGGUUUCGAUCUGUGGAUGUAAUGCAGGGAUGAAGAUUCAAAUUCUUUUGCUAGGGAAGCUAACCAUAACAAAGAAGUAACGGUUUCACCAUUGCCAAAUGUAUUGAAACCCUUUGAGACUAACCAGGUUGCUUUGAGUUCCUACAGGAAUGGAACUGUGGAGGUAAAUGGGUUCCAUGAAAAUGGUCUAACUGAAGUUAAAAAGUUGAGUAACCGGAGAAAGCAUAGGUUAGGUUGCUUCGGCUUCAAUUCCGGGUAAUGUAUGGUCUGAUGCCUCAACCGAGAUGGCUAGGACUAGAUAACUUCAUCAGCAAGCACCACUUUUUGAACCGCAGAGAAAAGGGAAGACUUGAGAGUGGAUUUUCUAACAUCGUAUAUUGAAUCAUCCCCAUGAAUAAUAUAAUUUAAUAUAAUGUAUACCAUAAGCUUUUUAUUUUCUUCUCUUAUCUAUAAUGUAAUAUAAUGUACAAUAAGUGCGAAAAUGUUGUAAAUCCAUUGAUGUUUAUAACUCCAUUAAAUUUAUCUUAUUGUAACUCCUAAUCAAUAAAUGUUCAUAACUCUUAAAUUUAUUAUCUUAUAAUCCU